CUGCAAUCCAUAAAAUAGCGCGUAACGCUGGUAAAAAAGUUAAAAGGAGAGAGAAAGAGGGGAAAAAACAAUGGGGUGUUUCCCUUGCUUCGACGGAGGAAACAAAGAGCGAAAGGAGCAAGAAAGGUUGGCCUCUGCCGAAGCUCGUGCCAGAGCCGCAGAGGCCGCUCAGAAAAGGCAAGAGCAGUUCGAACAGUCAGCUGCAGGAAGAGCUGCACGGGCACAGUUGCAAGCUGCUGCGAAGCAGUCAACAAAUUCCAAUAAAGGCGAACCUGUUUUGAAGUGGCAGAUGGGUUGAAGUAUUUCUUAGCCGAAAUUGCUCAUG
Messenger RNA from Hibiscus syriacus, 325 nucleotides. RefSeq lists its product as uncharacterized. The transcript has 3 exons. The record is from RefSeq and is a predicted model, not a curated record. NCBI's taxonomy places the organism in Eukaryota, Viridiplantae, Streptophyta, Magnoliopsida, Malvales, Malvaceae. Bases 71 to 298 code for a protein of 75 amino acids.